Molecule: messenger RNA, 4978 nt
Organism: Nicotiana tabacum (common tobacco)
Lineage: Eukaryota; Viridiplantae; Streptophyta; Magnoliopsida; Solanales; Solanaceae
Source: RefSeq, a predicted model, not a curated record
CCUCCAAAGUCCAAACCGUCCCCCUUCUCUUUUGGCGGGAAAAUCCCUCUCUCAGUUCCUAACAUUUUUGCCUCUUGCUUCAAUCUUCUCCGAUGACCUAAAACCCUAGUUAGUGUCAUCUGUAUUCUGUAAUAGCACAACUCAGCUCAACCGAAACAUAAAAUGGCUCCAAAGAAAAGAACAAGUUCAGGAUCAGUGAAGAAAUCAAGCAAUCAAAACCAGAACCUUCAGCAUCAGCAGCAAUCUCAGCCUUCCAAAUUCGGGAUCCAGCAUUUCUUUGAACGCCACACCCAAAAUGUCCUCUCUCAGAAAUCCAAACCCCUCCUCGUUCCCCACAACUCCAAUUCCAACUCAUUUCAAAACCCUAAAGAAAAUUCCAGUGUAUCAGUACCAGAAACUUCUACAAAUAAUGGAUUGAAUUCGAAGAAGUGUGACAAGGAUAAUGCGGUGUCUCGAGAUAAAGACCGUAGAAAUGUGAAUAAAUCGGAUCAUAUUGAUGUAACGGAGAGAUUUAAGGAUAAGGGAGUUGGGGAUGGUAAAACUAAGGGAAAAAGAGUGACUUCGAAAAAGAAUGAAUUGGGUGGUCCGUCUCAGAGUACACCUACGGAGAAUGUGGUAACUGCAGGUUCAGUGGAGGAUAAAAAUCAAGCAGAAACAACGCCUGAGUUUUGCAAGUCAGUGUCUGUGAAGCGCUUCAAGUUUUCUCCAGGAAUGCUGAUCAAGCAAAGCCAGGAUGAUGGAGGUGAUGAAGUAACAUGGAGAAUAUCUCCAGUGAAUGAACGACUUCAUGCCGUGUCCAAACAGUUACCAGAGAUGGUAAAGGUGUUGGCGGAUUCAUCACGCUUCAACUCCUUAAGUAUUCAAGAAUGUUCGCUGAAAAAGACGUCUCCUGGGACAGAAAGAAAGUUUGAGAAGCGGCUUUGUUCACCUCCACUGAAGGCGCUUGAUAAAUCAUUAGUAAGCUCAAAUAGGGCUAGCUUGAGAAACAGAAACAACGAUCAUGUAAUGGAUCUGUGGGAAACCAAUGGAAACUUUAACUGCCAGAGCAAAACUGAAGUAACUAACAGUCAGAGUCCUUUUCAAACUCCACCAUCUUUGACAUACGGCAGUGAUAAGCCUGCCAAUGCGGUCAAUAAUAAUGAAGUUACUGAUCAGCUUGGUUCAAGGCAACACAAAAAGGCAUUGAUUGAGCUUUUAGACCAAGUAGAAGAUGUUAUCUCGGUUGAACCAAAAUCUAAGGAGAAAGUUGCCCAUAGUCAUGAUGAACCAGCUAAGCCAGCUUCCAUUGUGCUAGAAGAUGUAAUUUCUGUUAUACCAAAAUAUGAGGAGAAAGUUGCAUCCCAUAGUCAUGAAGAGCCAGCUAGGCCAGCUGCCAUUGUGCUAGAAGAUGUCAUUAAUGUUGAACCAAAAUGUGAGGAGAAAGUUACAUCCCAUAGUCAUGAUGAACCAGCUAAUCCAGCUGCCAUUUUGCAGAAAUCGGCAGAAAUAUUUUGUGCACGUGACCAAAGGAAAGAGUCAACUAUCUAUUUUCUUGUAUUGGAGGUUUCUGAGAAGCAUGGACAAGUUGAAACAUCUGGACAGCAGUACUCCUUCAAGGUUUUGCGCAUACUGAAUGAACAAAGUGGAGAAGAGCGGGUUUUGCAAUUGAGAGAUGAGUGGUGCUAUAGUGUUGUUGCACCAGGAGAUACUAUUCAUGUCAUUGGUGAGUUUGACAGCGAAGGAAAAUGUGAAAUAGACCGUGAGAAGAAUUUUCUCAUUGUUCAUCCAGAUAUUUUAGUCUCUGGAACAAGGGUUGCUUCCAGUUUCAGUUGCUCAAGGCGAGCUGUGCUGGAUGAGAGGUUAAAAUCUGGCGAGUAUUCAGCUGCAGCAUUGAUUGGCACAUUAUUGCAUCAGAUGUUUCAGGCUGGGCUGAUCAGAGAGUCUCCUACACAAGAAUUCUUGGAGGAUUAUGCAAGGAUAGUGCUCCAGAAAAGUCUUGAGAGCCUAUAUGCAUGUGGAGUUGAUGAAAAUGAUACUCACAAGACAUUGAUCGAGGCAAUUCCAAAAUUGCUGAAUUGGAUACGUUCCUUCCAAUAUUCGGAGGUUUCAGAAGGCCCAAGUAUUGAUUUUGGAAGUGAAGAUGGAGUUAAGAAGAUUAAAGUAUCUGAAGUACUUGAUAUUGAAGAAAUGGCAUGGGCCCCAAAAUAUGGGUUGAAAGGUAUGAUUGAUGCAUCCUUGCGAGUAAAUGUAAAAUUCAACACCAGUAAACAUAAUGAGAUGAUUAUGCCUCUCGAAUUUAAAACUGGGAAGGCAACAAAUGGACAGACAGCUAUGGAACAUAAUGCUCAAGUGAUGCUGUAUACCCUUCUUAUGUCAGAAAGAUACUCGCAGCAUAUUGGACAUGGUCUCCUGUAUUAUCUGCAUACAGAUCAGACGCAGGGAAUAACUGUUCGAAGAUCUGACUUGGUUGGCCUAAUAAUGCGCCGUAAUGAACUUGCAAAUGAUCUUCUCAAAACCACUAUAACUCAACAACUGCCACCAAUGUUACAGAGUCCAAAUAUGUGCAGAGCCUGUCGACACCUCAAUGUCUGUACCAUUUAUCAUAAGGCAUACGGUGGCAACACAGAAGGUAGCGGUUUGGGUGGUGUUUUUGAUUCACUUGUUAGCCAUCUAACAAAUGCACAUACUAAUUUUCUUCAAAAAUGGGAUCAGUUGAUUGACUUGGAGGCUAAAGAAGUUGAGGUUGUAAAGAAAGAAAUUUGGAGUUCACAAAGUCCAAAGAAUGACCUUUACGCUCCUUACUUAUCUUCUCUUGUCCUUGAUACAUCAGAACGAACCACACCAACAAAGUUUUGCAAAGGAAAUCAAUUUACUUAUCACUUUGUACAUCGAGAUUGGACUUCCUUGGGCACUCACCAACAGGAUGGAGAUGCUCUUAAUAGUUAUAAUUUUCCUAUGAAAAAGUUUGAAUCCUCACUUAGGAAUGGGGAUUAUGUGAUAUUGAGCACUGAACCUGGUGGUAUACUAAUAGCUACUGGAGUUGUUGUAGAUAUGAGUUGCUCUCGCAUCUCGGUAUCUCUUUCCAAACGCUUAAGGCUUCCAGGUAGCAGCCGGACUUCACAGGCACAAGAUCUUCAUCAGCAGUUGUGGCGAAUCCAUAAAGAUGAGUUUAUGGGUUCAUUUGCAAUUAUGAGAUUCAACCUCAUACAACUAUUUCUGCAAAAUGAGCAGAGUUCUCAUCUGAGGAAGAUGAUAGUUGAUUUGGAGGUGCCUAGGUUUGAUAGUGGAUGUCAAUUUAGUCAAGACCCCGCCAUCUCAUACAUUUGGUCGGAGAAAAACUUGAAUGACGAUCAGCGCCGAGCCAUACUUAAGAUACUUACGGCAAAGGAUUAUGCGCUGAUACUAGGAAUGCCAGGGACAGGCAAAACAUCCGCUAUGGUCUAUGCUGUGAAGGCGCUGUUGAUGAGAGGUUCAUCCAUUUUGCUUACCUCCUAUACAAACUCAGCUGUUGAUAAUCUGCUUCUCAAACUGAAGGCUCAGGUCAUCUCCAUCCUUGAUGCUUCUAUUAGAAACUUAUUGUUUUGAUCUUUAUUUAACUGCUAUGCUGUAUCUCAAAAACUUAGAAGGUAUAAGCUGUGGAACUGGUGUCAACAUAGUAUAAAAUUCUUGCUUUAAAUAGUCUUGGGAAAGCUAGAUUUAGCAAACUGAAGAAAUCUAUAUUCGGUGCAAGGUAGGCAUAGGAGUUGAUGUGUAGCAUUAGAUGAAACUGGUUGAUUUUAGAAGGGCCUACUAUGGCAACUACAUUCCCUAGCUGCUUCUACUGGUAUUAGUGUUACAUCAUUAUUUCCUCUUUAUCCUUCGAUCAUUUAGUAGCUACAUACAUUUUUUAUUUUACUACCUCCAAACUCCUGAAAUAAAUUCCAGCAUAAAGCUGCUUGGUGGUGACUCCAUCGAAUAAAAUCCUUUUUGAAUCACCAAAUUGUCGCAUUCAUUGAAAUCCCUUCCUCCACUUGUGAGAAUUUGUUGCAUAUGUAAUGUGGUUAGUGAAUGGGCGUUAAGGAGGAUCUCCACCUGUCAUUUGAAGCUCUGCUGGAAGUAUGUGUUCUCGCAUGGACUAACGGGUUGAAGGAGCCAUCAGGGAAUUGGAUAUCCCUUUAAAAAGGGCUGGAAGACCCUUUUAGAUGCGAAAUUCUUCGUUUUUUUUAUCACAUGCUUCCCAUUGGUCAAUGAUCAACCAAGGUGCUCUAUACUUCUUCACUACUUGUAAGGCGUGACAUAUGAUUCAUUGACUUUUAAUUUAAUAAAAGAAGACAUUCAAAAUGCGAAUGUCUAGCUAUUUAAUGGAUAAGGGAAUAGAUUAUAGCUGUUCAGCUUAACUCAGUGCAAUCUUGUAGAAAGAACAACUCAAACUUAGACAUUCAACUGUUAACUAUAAACCCUAAACCUAUAUUUUUAAAAUAUAUAAUUAAUAACAACCUUUAAAGUUUAAACUGUUUUGUAACUUGAAGCAUUUUCAAGGAAAACUAACAAAUGCCUAUCAGAAAUUCUAAACAAGGGAUAUCUUGAGUCCAAAUUGAUAAACACAAGUCAUUUACUUUGAAAUUUGAUUCCUCCAUAUUGUAGAUCAUGUAUAACUUGGUCUCACCAUGAAAAGUUUUAGAUAGCGCUGUUAAGCUGUUGAUGAAUUAGUAGACAAGCUAUUCGGAUAUAUGUUAGUGGGGCUUAAGCGAAGGGGCAAACAAAUCUAAUCUAUUAGCUUCAUGGCAGAAAACCAAAAUUCUAUCCUUAUAAUCCUUAUCCUAACAUAAUGCUGUAUUCUGGCCCGGGCCUUAGUGGGCCUAACGGGCCGGGCCUCGCGGUCCCGGGCUUCGUGGUCCUGGGCUCUUGCGGUCCCGGGCCUGGCGGUCCCGGUCUUCGUGGGCUCAAUGGGUGGAACCGGCCCGUGACGGGCCUAAGCCCACAUGGUCCUGUGCUUAACGGGCCGGGCUCGUGGGCUUUG